Molecule: messenger RNA, 1481 nt
Organism: Neolamprologus brichardi
Lineage: Eukaryota; Metazoa; Chordata; Actinopteri; Cichliformes; Cichlidae
Product: cytochrome c
Molecular function (GO): electron transfer activity; heme binding
Source: RefSeq, a predicted model, not a curated record
GGCACGUGAUUGGCUGUGAUGACGUCGAAAGCCGGUGCCUUUAAAGUGAAGUGACCUUCUUUGCGACCGUCACAAACCGCUUGUCGGCCGAGGCUGAGACGGUUACUUACCUACAGUAGAGUAUUUUUAACCCGACAUCUUCUCAUAAAAAGUCAACUAUGGGAGACGUUGAAAAGGGAAAGAAGGUUUUUGUCCAGAAGUGUGCUCAAUGCCACACAGUAGAGCAGGGUGGCAAGCAUAAGGUGGGCCCCAACCUCUGGGGUCUGUUCGGACGGAAGACCGGACAGGCAGAAGGCUUCACUUACACAGACGCCAACAAGAGCAAAGGUAUCAUUUGGGGCGAGGACACUUUGAUGGAGUACCUGGAGAACCCCAAGAAGUACAUUCCUGGAACCAAAAUGAUCUUUGCUGGCAUCAAAAAGAAGGGAGAGCGCCAAGACCUCAUUGCAUACCUCAAGUCAGCAACGUCAUGAGAAGAUCACCGAGAUCACAAUAUUUAAUGUAAUUUUAAUGUUUUUUUUCUGCCAUUACACAUUAAAUAUGAUUUUAUGUUUGGCCAUUUGAACAGACGGUUAAUGUAUAUUCUCAGACUGGAGUUUGCUGUAAGUUUCACUUCCUGUUAAGGUCAGAUGAGUUUUGAGCAGCUGUUCAAGUGACCAAACAUAAAACCAGAGUCCUGUUUUCGUUGAGUCUGUACGAGUACAUACUAAUCACAUUAUUUAAAAAAAUUUCUUGGGAGGAUGGGUCGUCUCUCAUUCUUUUCCAUGACAACAUGUGUCUGGUAUUUUCGACUAACAGAGCUAUCACCAUAUACUUUAUUUUCAAAACGAUGAAUAAUAAAAUUCAUCUAAUAUCAGCUACAUGAAAGUGAAACGGCAAUGAAGCCUGUGUGGAGUUUUGGUGGGAACUGGUGCUGAUUUUGAAUCUGCCCUCAGCAUUCAUAUUCAAGUUGUGAGAGUCUGACCUUUGCACAGAUAUGAUUAAAGACUUCUGCUUGCUGUGAAUGCUCUUAGUUGGUUGUGGACUGAAUUUGGGAAAUACCGCUUUUGUUAACACUCCUGAAACCGCCCCUCUGAGCUCCUGUUUUUACCCCCUGCCUGUCAUCAGGCUCCUUUGAAGUUUUUAAAGUUUUCUUGCUAAAGGUGAUGUAUUUAUCUGCCUCCUUACAGCCAAUAAUUGUGGGGUUGUAUAAAUAUUACAUUGAUGCCUUGAAACCCACCACCAUGCGGAGGUACAGUGAAAUCAGCUGGCAUGCAAGCAUCACGAGCUAAUAUUGUGGAGUGACUUUAUAACGUAGGGAAACUAUUGUGGGCACCAUCUGGACUGAAGAAAGAUGUUAUUUACCUGGUUUCACAGGCAGGACAGAGUUGGUUUAAUUUCUUUUACUGUAAUCGGUGUUUGACUGUAAUGUGGUAGCUGAAUGUUGUUACAGACAAAAUGGUUAAGGAUCAAUUAAAAGAAAACGUACAGACAUGUAAAAA